AUGAAGCGCGGCCAAGGACGAUCUGCUGGCGGCAGCCGUCCAGCCUUUGGCGGCGCUGGCUUCGCUGCCUUUGGCGGCCAGGGUUCUGGCAGCUCCCUCUCGUAUCUCGCCGAGCCGCCCUCGUUUGCCGCUGUGGCAGAUCCAAACCUUGUCGUCUCGCUCAAGAAUGUCAUGAAAAAGGACAGCACGACCAAGACCAAGGCGCUCGAUGAGCUGCUGGCCCAUGUCCAGGCGAACCCCCACGACAAGGAUGGCGGGGUAGAGGAUGCCCUUCUUGACAUAUGGACGCAAUUGUACCCGCGUGCCUCCAUCGACAAUGCCCGCCGCGUUCGGGAGCAGUCUCACCACUUACAGCUCGAGCUGAUGAAGUCGGCGCGCAAGCGCAUGGAGCGCCACAUUCCCAAGGUUGUCGGCGCAUGGCUUGCUGGUCUCUAUGAUCGCGACCGCGCCGUUUCUCGCGCCGCCAGCGAUGGUCUCGGCUCCUUUCUCACGACUCCCGAAAAGGGAGACGCCUUUUGGAAAAAGUGCCACUUUCAGAUCCUGGCAUUUGCUCUCGAGGCCAUUCAGGAGACGCAGGAUAGCUUGAGCGAUGAACGCUCCACCACCAAGGAAGAUGCCGAGGCAAAAUACUUCCGCGUCAUCAACGCGAGUCUGUCACUUAUUCUGCGGCUUCUCCAACGGAUGGACGACGCCGACAUCGACCGCUAUCGGGACAGCUACGACGAAUACUUUGCUACCGACGCUGUCUGGAAGAGCAUCACUGCCGCCGAUGCGUCGGUGCGCAGAAGCACUUGCCAGAUUCUCGUUUUGUGCCUUGAUCGCAAACUGCCUUACGCAGACUCGGUGGAGUGCAGACAGGCUAUUCUCACCGGCGGCCUCAAGACUUCACAGGUUGGGUCUGCGAAUGAGUACAUCCUCGCCCUGGUGAGACUCAGCAAAGAGCACCCGGAUAUUUGGGAGGCUCCUGCUAAGAGCAAAAAGUCCCCUGUUUCACGACUAUAUACAUUCAUUGCCAAGGGCUCACAGGGUAGCCGGGCAAGCUUCUGGGAAUCUCUUGACGCUCUGCUCUCCCUCCUACCGCGCAGCGACGUCACCCUAGAAUCGGAAUCUGAGCUGCUCACUUCUCUACGCUCCGGCAUCGAACACCGAGAAGAACCCCGUGCCAGCGCACAGCUCGGUUGGAAGUGCUACUCUAAUACGAUCCAGCGAGCGCUCAAGUCCUUGAAUGAAGACGAUGCCCGCGAAUUAGCCAAAACUCACGCAUUCAACUUGUUCGAACACUUCCUCUUUCCUCCCUCUACUCGAGCCUCAUCCAUUGACCUAUCUACCCUUGGCAACAUCUACUGCGCUGUAGCUGGCUCGUCUCCUGCGCUUGCCUCUGCUAUGGAAGACGAACUCGCCCGACUCGCUGCUGCAUUCUGCACACACCUGACCGGCUCUCUUCCCGGGGUUUCGAAAGAGUACCAAAGUUCUCAGGAAAAGGUCGGGCAGGAGGGCCGCCGCUGGUUUUUGCUCAUCAAGGAACUGUACCAUCGCUCUGAGACAGACAGCCUGCCCGGGCUGGCAGAGCAGCCUUCUCUGACCAUAAUUUCUCAGUGCAUAUCUCUGCUCGAAAGUCGAAAUAUGAAGCCAUUUGGAGCUGCGACAGCCUUGAAGGAAGCUCUCUCCUCUGCACCCCAUCUGUUUUCUGCGGAUGCCGGCGUCGGUCUCUCCAACUUUCUGCUCGCUGCUGCAGAAGACUACAUGGACAAACUGGUCGAGUCAUCCUCGGCGCCAAUUCUCUUGACAUGCUUGGACCUGUCGUCUUCCGUUGAAAAGCUCAAUACGCAGUAUAGAUCCACCUGGCACGCCUGGGUAACGGAAACGAUGUUGCUACCACCAAGCGAGAAGCGUAGCGAGGUUUUGGAGGGCUUGAUCUCACAAAGAGCAGCUUCAGAAUUUGCGCAGUCGCACCAGGCUGUGCAGGCUCAUAUUCUAGAGCAAGCAACGGCAGUCGCCGAUGGUGCCGGUGGCAGCAAGAAUCUGUUGUCGGCGGCCGUCAACUCCGGCGCCCUUUCUCGCGACAAUUUACUGAUCCUUGUCAGACAUGCUGUGGACGUGUUGCAGAAGAAACCGAGCGAAGAGCCUCUAGAUAUCUUGGUCAUUGUGGCCGGUGGAAUUCCAAAGCUGCUGUCUGAAGAUGACAAUCUGCACACCUCGAUAGUUGCUGUCUUGCUUGGUAUGUCUGAGCUUGAUGGUGAUGCCUUUAUUUCUAGCAAGGCGGCCAAGGUCCGCGCUCUCAUGGAUCAACAUACCGAUGGCAACCUGCCUACAGUGGGCAUUAUACUGUCUAAUCUCGAACGUGCAAACCGCCAAUCUCUCGACAUCGAAACCCUUGUCAAGCAGGCCAAGGAGGCUAGCUCUACAGUCGAGUCUCUAGAAGACUUGCUUCCCAGCACCAACGUCUGGAUGGAGCAGCUCAAGCCAUUCCUCCAGGCGCACAUCGACCCCGUUCUCUCCAUCAGCAGUCCGAUCAGCGGCGCUACCCUCUUGUCCAACUCAUCUUCCAGUCUUUCCAAAGACACGUUCCGGGUGCCUCGUGACCGACGAGGGCGCUCUAUUCCUGCCAGGAUGGCUCUUUAUUUGUCGCUGCUGACUGCCGAGGGUAUUGAUCUGUCUAAAAUCUCAUCGCAGUUUUCUGUCGAGCUUUUGUAUCUCCAGUGCAUUACUGUGCAGCUCAUCUCUGACCAGAUUACGCUCCGCGGCACCAAUGGUCUCUUCUUCAAUCUCGAAGGUGAAGAAGGCAUGCGCGAGGCAGACACCAUCAUUACCUCUCUCCGGUCAUUUUUCAACAACUAUACAUCAGAAAAGGAAUGGUGGGUGGCGGGCAGGGGUGACUCGGAAACAGAAAUGGUUCGCCAACUGGCCAGUCUUCUCCUCGCGCAGUCAAGGUCUCUCUCGGCUUCGGCCAUUUACAGUGCCCGGGCUCUGAGCGAGCUUCUUCAGGCGACUGCCGAGGCGCAAGGGUUGUCCGUCUCUCUAGAAGAACACUUUGUCAAGCCCGAACAUCUCAAAACCACACCCGACACUGUCCUCGUCAGCGCCGCCAUCCUGUCCGGACUUGGCGAGCCACUGCAGGCGUCGAAGCAAAUCAGCAACUUUUGCAACCGCCUUGUUAGCGACGUGGCUGGGGCGGCUGCUGAUGGCGAAAAAACUAAGUCGAUCUUGUCCCUUCUCACGCUCUGCUCCCGGCUGUACGAACCUGGCGGGUUGCCUGUUGCGAACAACCGCAUCGUGUUUGCAGUGCGCCAGAUCACUAGCUGGUUCGAGGAGCCGGCGCUCAUGGACGCAGAAACGUCCACCGAGGCCUGCCGCUCCCUCAUCAGCCUGCUUCCUUGCAUGAAGGACGUGUACGGCUCGUACUGGGAGAGGACGGCCACGUUUUGCCUGGCCACGUGGCGCAACGAAUUCGAAUAUAACCUUGGCAGUCUUUUGCCGCUAGUGCACGCCUCACUGAAACUGGGACGGGUUCUCGAGACCAUCUCGGAGCCGAAUGAUGACCUGGAAGACGCGCUCAGAGACUUCGCCAGCGACAAGCCAUCAGCUUUGGUGGAGCUUCUCAAGCUCCUCCGUGACGUGGAAGCCCCUGCAGCCAAGAUUGUGACUGCUGUUUUAUCAAGAGAGGUGGACAAGAUUUCAGUACACCAGACUCCGGAACUGGAUGACCUAUAUCCCUUGGUGGCUUCAGAAUCACGAGAUAUUCAAACAGCUGCUUUUGGCUUGCUGCACCGAGCUAUCCCAGUGCAGCAAGAACAGGUGUCUGUCGACAUACUGUUGGAUCAGACCGACGCCCGACUACCCGACGAGCUACUAUCACUGCUACUGGACGCCCCAACUCUGGAGAGCUACUCGGACGACGGCCUCGCUCGAUUUCCGCAGGCGGUUCGCUGCUACUUGCUAUCCUGGAAGCUCGUGUUUGACGCGUUCUCGGGUGCCUCGUUUCAAGUACGAAACGACUUUACGGAGAAUUUAAAGACGGACAACUAUGUCAGCCCGCUGCUAGACUUUACAUUUGACGUACUCGGGCACUCGGCCGCGCACGCCAUCAACCUGGACAAGGAGGGCUUCUCGUCCGAUCACAUUUACAACUACGACGUCAAGCUAGCCGACACGGACACGGACACGGAAGAAAAGAGCAUGCAGUGGCUUUUGGUGCACCUGUACUACCUGGUUCUCAAGUAUACCCCCGGCCUGUUUCGGACGUGGUACAUGGACUGCCGCUCCAAGCAGACGCGCAUCGCCGUCGAGGCCUGGACGACGCGGUACUACUCGCCGCUCAUCAUCGGCGACAACCUAGACGUGGUGCAGCAGUGGGCGGACUCCCAGGAAGCGCCGACGGCCGACGAGCAGGAGUUGCAGGUGCGCGUGUCCAAGUCGGCGCGCGAGGUGACGGCAGGAUACGACGUGGACGAGGCGCAGGCGUCCAUUGUCAUCCGGGUACCGGCGAGCUACCCCAUCGAGGGCGUCACGGUGGCGAGUCUGAAUCGUGUGGCUGUGACGGAACGCAAGUGGCAGGCCUGGAUCAUGACAACGCAGGGCGUCAUCACAUUUUCCAACGGAAACAUCAUCGACGGCCUCCAGGUCUUCAAGCGCAACAUUGUAGGCGCGCUCCGCGGUCAUUCCGAGUGCGCCAUCUGCUACAGCAUUGUCUCGGCGGACAAGCGCAUUCCGGACAAGCGCUGCACCACGUGCAAGAAUCUCUUCCAUAGGACCUGUCUGUACAAGUGGUUCCAGAGCAGCAACCAAAACACGUGUCCGCUGUGCAGGAACCCAAUCGACUAUUUGGGCGCGGACACGCAAAAGAGGAGACAGUAA
Messenger RNA from Cordyceps militaris CM01, 4854 nucleotides. RefSeq names its product RING zinc finger protein, putative. Gene Ontology annotation, biological process: ribosome-associated ubiquitin-dependent protein catabolic process; rescue of stalled cytosolic ribosome. The record is from RefSeq and is a predicted model, not a curated record. Lineage: Eukaryota; Fungi; Ascomycota; Sordariomycetes; Hypocreales; Cordycipitaceae. Gene Ontology annotation, molecular function: ribosomal large subunit binding; zinc ion binding; ubiquitin protein ligase activity. Gene Ontology annotation, cellular component: cytosol; RQC complex. The transcript is spliced from 3 exons. Bases 1 to 4854 code for a protein of 1617 amino acids.